This is a messenger RNA of Nanorana parkeri, 2551 nucleotides long. RefSeq names its product DnaJ heat shock protein family (Hsp40) member C10 (gene DNAJC10). The record is from RefSeq and is a predicted model, not a curated record. Lineage: Eukaryota; Metazoa; Chordata; Amphibia; Anura; Dicroglossidae. The coding region runs from base 139 to 2520 and encodes 793 amino acids. The transcript has 22 exons.
AAGAAGCCAAAGCAGUGAAGAAAGCAGUAACGAAGACAUCACCAUGCACUUCAGUUAAUGAAAUCCGACACAUAAUGAACUGAUCGUUGUGCCUACAGGCUGUCUUAGUAUUUUAUAUUGCCAUCAGAUCUCUGAACAAUGGAGCUUUCCAGCACACAAAACUGUAUUUUAAAGAGACAAGUUUUUUGUUUGAUUGUCAUAUCUCUAGCUGUGCUUGUCUGCAUGGAUGAGGACUACUAUAGUUUACUUGCUGUAUCCAGAGCGUCUAGUAGUAGAGAAAUUCGACAGGCGUUUAAGAAGCUGGCAUUAAAAUUGCAUCCUGACAAGAAUAAGAAUGAUCCAGAUGCACAUGACAAAUUUCUAAAAAUAAAUCGAGCGUACGAAGUUUUAAAAGAUGACGAUCUCAGAAAAAAAUAUGAUAAAUAUGGGGAAAAGGGUUUAGAAGAUCAACAGCAAGGAGGCCGCUAUGAAAGCUGGAACUUUUACCGAUAUGACUUUGGUAUUUAUGAUGAUGACCCUGAAAUUGUCACGUUGGAUAGAGGAGAAUUUGAUGGGGCUGUAAAUUCUGGAGAAUUGUGGUUCAUUAAUUUCUAUUCGCCUCGCUGUUCCCAUUGCCAUGAUCUAGCUCCUACAUGGAGAGAGUUUGCCAAAGAGAUGGAAGGUCUUAUUCGCAUUGGAGCAGUAAAUUGCGGAGACGACCGCAUGCUUUGCAGAGGCCAAGGAAUUAAUAGUUAUCCAAGUCUCUACAUUUUUAAAGCUGGAAUGAAUCCAGUCAAAUACUUUGGUGAUCGGUUAACAGAUGAUUUGGUUAAUUUUGCUAUGAAUUACGUGUCAAGCUCUGUAACAGAGUUAUGGGCAGGAAAUUUCAGAAGCUCAAUUGAACGUUCGUUUGCCUCAGGUGUUGGUUGGCUCAUUACAUUCUGUGCUGACAGCGGAGAUUGCCUGUCUUCACAAACACGUCUAAAGCUUGCAGGAAUGCUUGAAGGAUUGGUCAGUGUGGGAUGGAUGGAUUGUACUAUUCAAGCCGAUCUCUGUGAAAAUUUAGAAAUCACAUCAAGCACAACAGCCUAUUUCCCUCCUGGGGUCAUUCUGCCGCACAAAAAUAAAGACAACAUUUUGUUCUUCAGUUCAUUAGAUACAAGAGAAAUCUACAAAGAGUUGAUGGAACACCUUCCUGACCUGGAAAUGCUUUCUACAGAGUCCUUAAAGGACAGGUUAACCUAUCACCGUUGGCUUGUGUUCUUUAGCUAUGGAAAGGAUGAACAGUUCUACCAGCCUGUAUUUAAGAAGCUGGCAGUAAUACUCCGUGAUGACCAUAUUCAGGUGGGACGAUUUGACUGCCAGUCCAGCCCAACAACCUGCAAGUCUUUAUAUAUUAACAAGCCUUGUGUGGUAGCAUUUAAGGGGAAAGGCAUUGAUGAAUUUGAAUUUCACCAUGGUAAAGUAAACCUUUAUGAUCUAGUUGCCUUCACGAAGGAGAGUGUAACUUCUCAUGUUGUUACUCUUGGACCUCAGAACUUUCCUGAGAAUGACAGACAGCCGUGGCUGGUGGACUUCUUUGCACCUUGGUGUCCUCCGUGCAGAGCUUUACUUCCAGAAUUGAGAAAAGCCUCCAAAAGAAUGUUUGGCCAUGUCAGAUUCGGGACACUGGACUGUACAAUCCAUGAAGGCCUGUGUAACACGUAUAACAUUAGAGCUUAUCCUACCACCGUCAUUUUCAACCAGUCCAAUAUUCAUGAGUAUGGGGGACAUCAUAGUGCUGAGGAGAUCUUGGAAUUCAUUGAGGAUCUUCGACAUCCUUCAGUUGUCACUCUCACACCAGCAAAUUUUAAGGAACUGGUAAAAGAACGAAGUAGAGAUGAAAUCUGGUUGGUGGAUUAUUAUGCUCCUUGGUGUGGACCAUGUCAAGCACUGAUGCCUGAAUGGAAACGUUUGGCACGGCAUGUAAGUGGAUUGAUCAGUGUUGGAAGUGUUGACUGUCAGAAAUAUAGCUCUCUCUGCAGCAAAGAAUAUGUCAACUCCUACCCUGAGAUCAGGCUCUAUCCAGCAAAUCGGGACAAUCCUCAUUAUUAUUUUGCCUACAAUGGCUGGCAGAGAGAUGCAUACUCACUGAAGACCUGGGCACUUACAUAUCUGCCUAAAAUGACUAUUGACCUUACAUCUGAAACCUUUGAUAAGAAGGUGCUGAGUGGAGAAGAUCACUGGCUUAUAGAUUUCUAUGCUCCAUGGUGUGGCCCGUGUCGAAGCUUUGCUCCAGAAUAUGAAUUUGUGGCUCGGCUUCUUAAAGGGAAGGUAAAGGCUGGAAAAGUGGACUGUCAAGAGUAUGGAUAUAUCUGCCAAAAGGCUGGCAUCAGAGCCUAUCCAACUGUGAAAUUCUACCCUUAUGUGGGGUCUAAAAAGAAAAAUGUUGAAGGUGAAUAUCUAGACUCCAGAGAUGCCAAUGAUAUAGUGAAGAUAGUGACGGCAAGGAUAGGAUUUAUUAAAAGUCAGCAAAAAGCACAUCAGAAGGAUGAAUUGUGAUGGGUACCAGCAAAUCAUAUCAAAGCAAAUG